Penicillium nucicola is the source of this 1482-nucleotide messenger RNA. RefSeq names its product cytochrome P450. Bases 1 to 1482 code for a protein of 493 amino acids. The transcript has 2 exons. The record is from RefSeq and is a predicted model, not a curated record. NCBI's taxonomy places the organism in Eukaryota, Fungi, Ascomycota, Eurotiomycetes, Eurotiales, Aspergillaceae. Gene Ontology annotation, molecular function: oxidoreductase activity, acting on paired donors, with incorporation or reduction of molecular oxygen; monooxygenase activity; heme binding.
AUGGCCCUAACAUCUAUUGUCAUAUUCAUAUCCCGGUCUAUCCCGACCAUUGCCCUAUGGCUCCUAUCACUAGCAAUAGCCAGCCUAACAAGCAAAUACAUCUACCGCCUCUAUCUCCACCCUCUAUCCCAAACCCCUGGCCCCAAGAUCGCAGCCUGUACCUCCCUCUGGCUAGCAUACCACACCUACAUCGGCGAUGAAUGCACAGUAAUCUUCAACUUGCACCAAAAAUAUGGCCCAAUACUCCGUGUCGCGCCCAACGAUGUUGAUAUCGCCAGCGCAGAUGCUAUCGAGCCGAUAUACAUCGCCCGGGGUGGAUUUCCCAAGGCGAAAGCUUACUCGAAAUUCGAUAUUGACGGCCACAAAACUAUUUUCUCGACGUUGACGUUGCCAGAGCGUGCGAGCAGGGCCAAGGCUGUUGCGCCGCUUUUUUCAACUGCUUCCAUUAGACAGUCCGAGAAGGAGUUGAUGACCGUCUUUGAUGAUUUUGUAGAUCGCCUAAAGCGGGAUGCUGGGAAGGGGGCACCUGUGGAUGUUCUUAAUCUUUCGCGUUGUAUGGCUAUUGAUGCUGUCAGCACUCAUCUUUUUCAGCAUCGGUACGGGGCUCUAAAUGAGGACUCGGGGGUGAUGUCUGCGUCGCCUUUUGUGGAUGCAUUUGUUGGUGUUGGGGCUUUCUUCAAUUUCGCGCCGGGGAGAUUGACGGAUUUUGUUAUGGCUGUUGCUGCGAGAUUCAUAUCGUCUGAGACGACUGAGAGGGCAUUCAAUCGUAUCGACAAGUUUACUGGGCAGCUUGUGAAGAGUGUCACACUUGCGAAUGAUACAUCGUCUGCAAGAGCAAGCUAUCAGAGCCGCCUGUUGGAGAAACAGUCUGUUUCACAGUCCCAGAUUGAGGUGAAAGACGUUUCCUUUGCUGGGACAGAUUCAACCAGUAUGAAUACUGCUACUAUAUUGUGGUUUCUUGCGAAGAAUCCCAAAAUAUACAACAGACUCCAUGAGGAAGUUCAAAAAUCAAUCGCUAAGGGAGAAGACCCUGCCUCGUGCGGCUAUCUUCGAGGCACUGUUCGCGAAGGACUGCGUCUAUCCUGGGCAAACCCGAUCAGACUACCGCGAGAGGUUCCUGUCGGAGGAUGGAAGUAUCAUGGAUACUACUUUCCGGCUGGAACGAGUGUCGGUGUCGCUUCUUUCCAACUACAUCAAGAUGAAGCUGUUUUCCCAGAGCCGUUGCAAUAUAUGCCGGAACGCUGGCUUCAGCCGACCAACGAGAUGCUUGAUCAUUUCUUUGCAUUUGGGAAGGGGAGUAGGGCGUGUAUUGCGCAGAAUCUAGGGACCUUGGAAGUAACCAUGGCUAUUCUUAAGGUUGUUGAGGCGGAUUUGCUUCGUGGGUCGAGUAUCGUUGGUGAUGGUAUCCUUCGCCGCAAGCAGUGGUUUAACUCCCGAGUUGAAGGGGAGCAAAUCUUGAUUCGAUUGAGGGAUCACAUCUAG